This is a messenger RNA of Paraphaeosphaeria sporulosa, 1996 nucleotides long. Its product is annotated as FAD-binding domain-containing protein. Gene Ontology annotation, molecular function: oxidoreductase activity; FAD binding. Lineage: Eukaryota; Fungi; Ascomycota; Dothideomycetes; Pleosporales; Didymosphaeriaceae. The transcript is spliced from 2 exons. Bases 233 to 1942 code for a protein of 569 amino acids. The record is from RefSeq and is a predicted model, not a curated record.
CCUAGUCUGAUCGUCUCGUGCAAUUUUUACCCAAUCAUGUAGUGCAGAUCACUGAUACUCAUUUCGGGUUUUCAUCCUGAUUCGCCAUAAAUGCGAACUUGAUCCUAGUUGGUCUUUACUUCCACUCCCACUUGGCUGAGGUAGUGUUACACAGCCUGUGUGACCGAUCGUUUUGCAGUCAACCCAGCUUCACUACCUCUUAUUCGUCUUUAAUUUAUUACACCUGUCCAACAUGAAACAUCUCGCUCUAACAGCGAGCCUCUGCUUCCUCCUAGGUUUAGCAAGCGGCGCUGCGCAUCCGACCCCCAAGCCAGAUUGCAAAUGCUUCCCGGGAGACACAUGUUGGCCUACAGAAAGCGAAUGGAGCUUCUUCAACAAGACGGUAAAUGGCCGUCUCAUUAAAACGGUUCCUCUAGGAUCUCCUUGCCAUGAUCCCACGUACGAUGCAGCCAAAUGUGAGGAUUUAAAGAAGGAGUGGAAACUCGCACCCGUCCAUCUUGAUGAUCCUUCCUCUGUCCAGGCUGCUAUCUUCGCCAAUGCUUCCUGCGACGUCUUCACCCCACGCAAUACCCCCUGCCGCUUAGGCACCUACGUCCGGUAUGCGGUGAACGUCUCUUCUCCAUCCGAAAUCGCAUCCACACUCCGCUUCGCACAAACACGCAACAUUCGCCUCGUAAUUCGCAAUACGGGCCAUGACUAUAUGGGCCGUUCAACCGGCGCAGGAUCGCUAUCCGUGUGGACGCACAAUCUCAAAGGCGUGGAGAUCACGGACUGGCAAAGCGCGGAAUACGCAGGAAAGGCUGUAAAAAUCGCGGCGGGCGCGCUGGGGGUUGAGGCUCUGGAGGAAACGUCCAAGCAUGGCCUUGUGGUCGUGUCGGGCGAGUGUCCGACUGUGGGUAUUGCUGGGGGAUACACUCAAGGGGGUGGACACUCUCCUCUCAGUACAGCAUUUGGCCUAUCGGCGGAUAAUACGCUGGAAUUCGAGGUGGUAAAUGCCAAGGGUAAACUAAUCCGCGCAAGUCCUACAUCGCUAGACCCGGAAAGUAGGGACCUGUUCUUUGCGUUGAGUGGGGGCGGAGCGGGCAAUUUCGGUGUCGUGGUGAGCGUGACCUUGCGCGCCCACCCGGACCGUGUAACAAGCGGCGCGUCAUUUACAAUCCAAAGAGAAGACGGAAUCGACAUCGCGGCUGUGUUGGAAAAGUGGCAUGAGGUCUUGCCUGGCAUCAUUGAGGCAGGGACUCAGGCAACGUACCUUGCGACAACCGAAUACGCCACCCUGCAUUCGCUCAGCGGCUUCAACUUAACGCAAGCGGAGCUCGAAAAGACGCUGCAGCCAUUCCUGGAGCAUAUGGCGGACAUGGGGGUCGCGUUGAAACCGAACUACACCGAGUUCGCCACGUAUCACGAUCACUAUCUUCAUUAUUUCGGCCCACUCCCGGAGGGUGCUUUUGGCGGCGCAGGAAACCAGUUGAUGGGUGGACGACUCCUUCUCCGCGACGCAUUGCCCAAAGUUGGUUCAGCUAUCAAUGCUACGAUGCAGCUCGGCGUGCAAUUUAUCGGCCAGGCCCUGAACGUCACACGCUUUGCCCGGCCUUCGGUCCGUGCCGUGCUCCCACAGUGGCGCAACGCAGUCGUCAUGUCUGCAUACUCGAUGCCUUAUUCCGAUAUCGUGCCUUUCGCAGAGAUGGAGGCGCGGCAGGACUUCAUCACGCAGACAGUAAUGCCUAUCGUAGAAGCCGUAACGCCGAAUGCUGGAGCAUAUAUCAAUGAGGCGGAUUAUCAGCAGGAGGAUUGGCAGGACGUGUUCUACGGCGAUAACUAUCCAAGGCUGUCGACAAUCAAGAAGAGGCUUGAUCCACAGGGAUUGUUUUAUAACGAGAUUGCUGUGGGGAGUGAAAGGUGGAAGGUUAGGAGCGAUGGGCGGCUUUGUAGGGCUGAGUAAUGUUUUGACUGUUAAUUAAACUCUUGGUGAAUCUGGCACUCAUAAUUAAGAAGC